Messenger RNA from Mizuhopecten yessoensis (Yesso scallop), 967 nucleotides. RefSeq names its product 39S ribosomal protein L19, mitochondrial-like. Gene Ontology annotation, molecular function: structural constituent of ribosome. Gene Ontology annotation, cellular component: mitochondrial large ribosomal subunit; ribosome. The transcript is spliced from 6 exons. Gene Ontology annotation, biological process: translation. The record is from RefSeq and is a predicted model, not a curated record. Bases 28 to 909 code for a protein of 293 amino acids. Lineage: Eukaryota; Metazoa; Mollusca; Bivalvia; Pectinida; Pectinidae.
AAAACAUUUCUGAGAUAGAGAUCAAAAAUGGCUACCGUGGGGAGAACGUGCUGUCACUUCGCCAAACGUUUACAAUUAAAUUCUACGUCUCCACAAUCCAUUAUAAAGAGAUGGUCGAACACAGUACCACAGCGUUUGGUUGAAAGACAGAGAGAAUCUUCAUUGUCAUCAGCUCACAUAAAAAAGGAGGAUGUUGAUAAAUCUGUCAAAGUUCCAAAAGAUUUUACAGCCAUGUAUCCAGAGUUUCUGCCAAACCGGUUUGAAGGAUGGAUUACAGAUAAUUUGAGAGAUGCUCUUGAAAGAAAGGAUAUGUUGAAUCGGAGGAGACAGAUACACCUACCCGAGUUUUAUGUUGGUAGCUUAAUAGCAGUGAGUGCUGCAGAUCAUUUUGCACCAAACAAAACCAAUAGAUUUGUAGGCAUAUGUAUUGAUCGUUUUGGGCAAGGACUGAAUCAUUGCUUUAUUCUGAGGAACGUUAUUGAUGGCCAAGGUGUUGAGAUUAAGUACUUCCUGUAUAAUCCCACAAUACAAAAAAUAGAAGUGUUAAAACUGGAAAAACGAGCAGACGAACACUUACGUUACCUGAGAGAUGCUCCACAGGAAUAUAGUACAGUUUCAUUUGACCUGAAGGCCACCCUACUCCCUAGGGGUCAGCCUGUACCUGUCAACAACAUAAAGAUAACAUUAAAUCCCAAACCUUGGUUGGAAAAGUGGGAACGGCAGGAGUUGAAUGGAGCUGAAUUUACUGUGAAUUUAAGUGCAAAACAACAGAAGAAGUUUGAUGUUUCACAAAUACAACCUCGCAUAGACAAAUUUGAUUUGAUGAAAAAGCAUAGAACAUCAGUAAGCAAAAGAGAAAGAGAAUCGAUCAGCAGAGAGAUGUACAAAAGCAAUACGAUGGAGGACUAAAUGUGUGCUGGACAACAGUCACCAAAUAUAGCUUGAAAAUAAAACUGUAAAAAGAGAA